Molecule: messenger RNA, 1376 nt
Organism: Syzygium oleosum
Lineage: Eukaryota; Viridiplantae; Streptophyta; Magnoliopsida; Myrtales; Myrtaceae
Exons: 6
Coding region: 36-770 (244 amino acids)
Biological process (GO): protein acetylation
Molecular function (GO): N-acetyltransferase activity
Source: RefSeq, a predicted model, not a curated record
AGUUCAGGGGUUUCGUGGACAAUUUUUCCCAAUUCAUGAAGAAAGUGCAACUGGUUCGAUUGGGCUUCGCAAGCAACAACGGGUCAAAAGGGCCCGACCCGCCUCGUUCGGACACCAUCCGCGACGGUCGUCGAUCCCUGGAAGCCGACACGAAGAAGAAGAAGGAGAAGGAGAAGAAGAUGGGGAUGGAAGCGAGCUUGGUGGGGGAGCGGGCGGUGCUGGUGCCGUACGCGGCGGCGCACGUGCCCAAGUACCACGAGUGGAUGCAAGACCCGGCCCUCCUCGCCGCCACCGGCUCCGAGCCCCUCUCCCUCGAUCAGGAGUUCCAGAUGCAGCGCUCGUGGACUCUCGACCCCCUCAAGCAGACGUUUAUCAUAUUGGACAAGGAAAUGGUGGAUGGGAAGUACGUGCAGGGAGAUCCCCAUGUCGAAGCCAUGGUUGGUGAUGUGAACAUAUACAUGAAUGAUUUGGACGAUCUCCAGAUGGCAGAGAUUGAGAUAAUGAUUGCGGAACCCAAGAGCCGUGGCAAGGGACUUGGAAAGGAAUCUGUUCUGAUGAUGAUGGCUUUUGCAAUAAAAAACUUUGGGAUCCACACUUUUCGUGCAAAAAUCGGAGAAUCGAACAGAGCAUCUCUUCAUCUAUUCCAGAAAUUGGGCUUUGUGGAGUCUUCUUACAGCGAAAUCUUCAAGGAGGUGACCUUGGACUUAGAUGUGACAAAGGCGAAGCUGGAGGAGCUACAGUAUCUACUUGGUGAUGUUAACCACGAAUAAGAACGGAUGUGGUCACCUUUCUUUUUUAGCUAUGAGCAGUUAUCUUCAUUUGGGAGAGUGUUGCUGACGUGCACAAUGAUUGGCGCCGAAAGAGUUGAACAGACAAAGUAACAGUUUAUACUACAUCGCAUUUUCUCCCCCUUAUGUAUGUAGAAGUCAGCAUGCCCCAAAGAUCACUGUUUAUCUCUUCAUUGAUAAGUUUAGGGACAAAAUAGGUGAAUUAUGGCAAUAUAUUUUCAGCUACAUUGGGGGCUAGUAGCAGGGGUGAGCAAAAAUACCAGACCAAACCGGCUGGUUCUGGGAAGUUCCUGGUUUCUAAAAUUUGGAACCGGUGAAUAUUAGUCCCGGAUGGGGCUGAUUUUUUUUUUAAUUCUUAUUAUUCCAAAAUUCCAAAACCUUUAUUCCCAUUCUUUGCUUGCUUGCUUGCUCUUGCGAACUUUUGCCAAACUCUUUUUCACGUGUGAUAUGUAAUGUAGAUUGUAAAUGCAUUUGAAUUGAAGCUUGAGAACUUUGUGGCAAACUCUUGUAGUGAUUGUUAUGAUUGGCAAACUUUGUGGCGAACUCACAAACUUGGUUCUUGAUGAUCAUUAUAGCUUUGUUUGUGGA